Molecule: messenger RNA, 919 nt
Organism: Medioppia subpectinata
Lineage: Eukaryota; Metazoa; Arthropoda; Arachnida; Sarcoptiformes; Oppiidae
Source: the annotation of a GenBank genome assembly
AGAAAAUCCUCGAAAUAUAAGUUGCAAUAAAAGUCGAAACCAUUUCAAUAAUAAUUAGUUUAAUUGUAUUUUUAGAAAAGUCUAUGGAAAUGUUGAAAUAAACGCAAACAAAUAAACAAAUUGGUAAUAACAAUGAAUUUUGUAGUUCACAUGACCAAGGAUUUAGUAUUAAAAUAGUAUUUUAUUAUUUGUGAAACUAUUUCUCUCUUUUUUGUCAAUUUAUUAAGAAAUUAAAUAUUUCCAAGGAUUUGAAUAUUAAGUUUUUAAUAUAAAUAGUGCCACAAAACCAGUGUCUCAAUCAUCCAACAAUUGUCAUUCAAAGAGCUUUAACUUCACAAUGAAUUCAUUGAUUGUAUUGUCAGCGCUUAUAUCGGUCGCGGUGUCGAUCCCGACGUAUGGCCGCUCAUACUCUCGGCCCAUAAUCACCAAAUCAUAUGACGAGCCAUCCAUUGACUACAGAGUGCCGGUCAUCCGAAAUGGCUAUGAAGUGCCAUAUAAUCAGCCGAUUUACAGACCCUCUUAUGAUGAGGGCUCGUACGAGACCCCCGUUCACGGACCCAUUGCCCGACCCAUAUAUGGCAAGUCAUACGAUAGGGACGACAGUUAUAACAGAGACGACAGUUAUAACAGAGACGAUAGUUAUAACAGAGAUGAUAGUUAUGGCAGACACGACAGACACCAUAGACCCCGAGCCUCCGGAUACAGUGUUAGCAUCAAUCAUGGCUCACAACACGGCUCGCCCGCACUUUACGCUAAGGCCUACUCCCAGCCUAUCCUUAAAACCAUUGCCACUCCAGUGUUGGCCAAAUCAUACGACGAGCCCAUCGGCUAUUCGGCCCCCAUUCUGGCCAAGGCCUACAACUCACCCGUUGUUAAGCACGUGUACACCAAGUCUGUCGAUGAGGGCUAUGGCUAUUAA